AUGUACAAUGCCAACCUCACCAACCAUAGAAAUGCUGUUUAUAUGGGUCAAAUCUCGUUAGGUACUCCACCUCAAAACAUCAGAGUCAUAUUUGAUACUGGUAGUACUAUACUAUGGGUACCGUCAGUCAAAUGUAAAUCAACCGGAGUACUAGUAAAUAAUUGCAAAACCGGGUCAAACCUGUUCAGUUUCCGAAAAUCGACCACUGCUUCUAACACAACAUACACAUUCGAAGAGAAGUAUGGUGCUGGGAAGGCCAAAGGAUGGGUUUUUGGGGACUUAUUGGCGGUGAGUGUACUGUAAUUUUUUGUCAACGUUAUAAUGAAGAAGUUCUUGUUACCUAAAAUACUACUUCUACUUCCAGUUUGGUGCCCCAGACACAAAACAUCUGAAAGUUCGUUCCAAAGUUCACUUUGGCCUAGCUACAAAAAUUGAGCACAGUGAUUAUGCCAUUUUCGGCCUGCCCUCCCAUGACUACUACAACCAAUAUGGCAAUGUCCACAAGUCCAUCUUCCAUCAGGCCUACUACGAGGGUCUCUUCAACAAUCCUAUCUUCACAAUCCACAUGAACCGAUGCAGCAUUAGCAAGUGUCGCAAGAGUGGUAAGAUAACAUUUGGUGAUGUGAUCGACAGAAUUGUGACAAUUCCAUUCAUUGGACUUCUGUUGAUUGCCGUAACCCUGGAUGGGCGUUCAGAGCGAAUGGGCUUAAGAUCAACAACAACGUGCAUGUGUUUAACACGGCUGUGGUCAGUGAUAGUGGUACUACCAAAAUUGUACUACCGACGGCAUUGUGUAACAAUGUUAUUAGGGAUUUGA
Molecule: messenger RNA, 817 nt
Organism: Bursaphelenchus okinawaensis
Lineage: Eukaryota; Metazoa; Nematoda; Chromadorea; Rhabditida; Aphelenchoididae
Source: the annotation of a GenBank genome assembly